Calypte anna (Anna's hummingbird) is the source of this 3985-nucleotide messenger RNA. RefSeq names its product N-ethylmaleimide sensitive factor, vesicle fusing ATPase (gene NSF). Gene Ontology annotation, cellular component: Golgi stack. The record is from RefSeq and is a predicted model, not a curated record. The coding region runs from base 69 to 2297 and encodes 742 amino acids. The transcript is spliced from 21 exons. Lineage: Eukaryota; Metazoa; Chordata; Aves; Apodiformes; Trochilidae. Gene Ontology annotation, biological process: intra-Golgi vesicle-mediated transport; SNARE complex disassembly; Golgi to plasma membrane protein transport. Gene Ontology annotation, molecular function: ATP binding; ATP hydrolysis activity.
CUGCACCGCCCCCUGGCGGCUGCGGGGGGGCACGGCGGCUGCGGCGGUGCGGGCCGGGGAGCGGCAAGAUGGCGGGGAGGUCUAUGCAAGCAGCAAGAUGUCCCACUGAUGAACUGUCCUUAACCAACUGUGCUGUGGUGAAUGAGAAGGAUUUCCAGUCUGGGCAGCAUGUUGUUGUGAAGACUUCUCCCAACCACAAGUACAUUUUCACACUGAGAACCCAUUCCUCAGUUGUUCCUGGCAGCAUUGCCUUCAGCUUGCCCCAGAGGAAAUGGGCUGGACUCUCCAUCGGACAGGAGAUAGAUGUUUCCUUGUACACUUUUGACAAGGCCAAGCAGUGCAUUGGCACCAUGACAAUCGAGAUUGAUUUUCUGCAGAAGAAGAACAUUGACUCCAACCCCUAUGACACAGACAAGAUGGCAGCAGAGUUCAUCCAGCAGUUCAACAGCCAGGCCUUCUCUAUAGGCCAGCAGCUUGUCUUCAGCUUUAAUGACAAACUUUUUGGCCUGAUGGUAAAGGACAUGGAAGCAAUGGACCCCAGCAUCCUCAAAGGAGAGUCUGGAGCAAACAAAAAGCAGAAGAUUGAGGUGGGUUUGAUUCUUGGAAACAGUCAAGUUGCCUUUGAAAAAGCUGAGAACUCCUCUCUCAAUCUGAUUGGUAAAGCAAAGACCAAGGAGAACCGCCAGUCAAUCAUCAACCCAGACUGGAACUUUGAGAAAAUGGGCAUUGGGGGCCUUGACAAAGAAUUCUCAGAUAUUUUCCGACGAGCUUUUGCUUCUCGAGUGUUCCCACCUGAAAUCGUGGAGCAGAUGGGCUGCAAGCACGUGAAAGGCAUUCUCCUGUACGGACCUCCAGGCUGUGGGAAAACACUCAUGGCCAGACAGAUUGGCAAGAUGCUGAAUGCCAGGGAGCCAAAGGUGGUCAAUGGUCCAGAAAUCCUCAAUAAAUAUGUGGGUGAAUCCGAGGCCAACAUCCGCAAGCUGUUUGCUGAUGCAGAAGAGGAACAAAGAAGGCUUGGAGCAAACAGUGGUGUGCAUAUCAUCAUUUUUGAUGAGAUUGAUGCAAUCUGCAAGCAGAGAGGAAGCAUGGCGGGCAGCACUGGAGUCCAUGACACUGUUGUUAACCAAUUGCUGUCUAAAAUUGAUGGAGUAGAGCAGCUCAAUAACAUCCUAGUGAUUGGAAUGACCAACAGACCUGACCUGAUUGAUGAGGCUCUGCUGAGACCGGGGAGGCUGGAGGUGAAAAUGGAGAUUGGUCUGCCUGAUGAGAAGGGAAGGUUCCAGAUCCUUCACAUCCACACGGUCCGGAUGCGGGAGCACCAACUGCUGGCUGAGGAUGUGGACAUUGGGGAGCUGGCAGUGGAGACCAAAAACUUCAGUGGUGCUGAGUUAGAAGGUUUGGUUCGAGCUGCUCAGUCUACUGCUAUGAACAGACACAUUAAGGCCAGCAACAAAGUGGAAGUGGACAUGGAGAAGGCAGAGAGCCUGCGUGUGACACGAGGAGACUUCUUUGCAUCUUUGGAGAAUGAUAUCAAACCAGCAUUUGGAACCAACCAGGAAGACUAUGCAAGCUACAUCAUGAAUGGGAUUAUCAAGUGGGGGGAUCCUGUCACACGGGUGCUGGAUGAUGGGGAGCUGCUUGUUCAGCAAACCAAGAACAGCGACCGCACCCCCCUGGUCAGCGUCCUGCUAGAAGGUCCCCCUCACAGUGGGAAGACUGCUCUAGCAGCAAAAAUAGCAGAAGAAUCCAACUUUCCCUUUAUCAAGAUCUGUUCUCCUGAUAAGAUGAUUGGAUUUUCUGAAACAGCCAAGUGCCAAGCUAUGAAGAAGAUCUUUGAUGAUGCCUACAAGUCCCAACUCAGCUGUGUUGUCGUGGAUGACAUUGAGAGACUUCUGGAUUAUGUCCCAAUUGGACCACGGUUCUCUAACCUGGUGUUGCAAGCCCUGCUGGUUCUGCUAAAGAAGGCCCCCCCUCAGGGUCGGAAGCUUCUCAUCAUCGGCACCACCAGUCGCAAGGAUGUCCUGCAGGAGAUGGAAAUGCUGAAUGCCUUCAGCACCACCAUCCAUGUGCCCAACAUUGCAACAGGGGAGCAGCUGAUGGAGGCCUUGGAGCUCCUGGGUAACUUCAAAGACAAGGAACGCAGCACCAUUGCACAGAAUGUCAAAGGGAAGCCUGUCUGGAUUGGUAUCAAGAAGCUGCUGAUGCUGAUAGAAAUGUCAUUACAAAUGGAUCCUGAGUAUCGGGUGAAAAAAUUCUUGGCUCUUCUGCGAGAAGAAGGAACGUAUCACAGGGAGUAGUUGAGUCCAGUCUUGACAGUGGCACCUCCUAGAAAAUGACUUUCUAAAACAUGUAGGGCAGUACCUGUGCUGGGGAAACUCCCAACAGUCCCUUUCCUGGCUACAUGUGAGUGGGUUCCAGUGUGUGCUUGAUGCUUUUAUACAUGUGCAUGCUUUCCUGAUGGAUUUGGCUUCUUUUGCAAGAGUUCCUCCCCUAGACUGAAGGUGGACCAAGUGCAAGAUCUACAGCUGGAAAAGUGACCAACCUGGAGAAUAUACACUGGGAUCUUUACUCUUCUGUGUUCAACACAUUGGACAAAGUGAAAUGCUCCCCUCUUUCCAAGAACCCCAUGUGGAAUCUGCAUGUGUAGUGCAAUACUGUAUCUUUACUCUUUGUCUUUACUGAUGUCAUGUGGAAGUGUCUCCUGAGCACUGUGCUUCUGUCUGUGUGCAGGUGAGGCUGCCUUCUCAUUUGAUUUCAGCAUGGGGGAAAUGUCCUGUAAGUUCUGAAGCUGAUGCUCACUUGUACCCAGCAUCCAGUUGCUGCCAUAGGAGAGAAAUCCUGAUUCCCAAGACAUGCUGUCAGUCUGUGGUGAGGACAAAUUAAAUUCUGCUCUGGGUUACCCUGAGGAACACUUUCUUGUGGUGUCACCCUGUGCCUCACCAACCCCUGAGCCAGGCUGGUAACCUGCAGACAGUGCCCAUGGUAAUUCAGCUCCAGCACUGCCUCACUGCUGCUGCCUGCUCUCCUUUACACCCAGGGAUUUUGUGGUCUGGUGAGGAAGCUUGGCUGGUGGCAUCAGGAGCUGGAAGAAGGCAGGGAAGAGCAGAGGGAAUUUCCAAAUCCAGUAUUUAGGCAUCAAAGCUUGUUGUUAACUGAACAACAGUUUUAGAGAUGCUGGUUCCAGCCUGAAGCUCUUCAUGCAGAUGGCACCUUCGGUAUAAGCCAGCUUCAUUAGAUCCCAUUUUCCUGCCAUAUUACCAAAGGUUGGACUUCCUCCCUGGAGACAGAGAGGAGGCCAAGCUCUGCAGCUGCACGAGGUGUGUAUUACCCUGCUUUUGCACUGAGAUGAAGGAAUGUAUCAGACUCUGCUAUGUGGUCCUUCCCCAGCACUCACCUCACGUCACUGGGAUGCUGUUGGUGAUGACUGCAUGAGGCUGUUCCCCCCUGGUUCUUUGGCUCCCCAGACUUAAUAAGGGUGAUGGAACAUACCUCAAUUUGGUGGGGCAUGAAAUCAAAGCCAUUUAUGAGAUCUUAGUCAGUGGAGCUUCCUAAACUUGACCAGACACGCUGCAAAGGGCUGGCAGCUCCUCCCCAGGUGGUGUUCCCAGGGAAGGAGGUUGCCCCACAUCCUUCCAGGCCAAGGUGGAGGCACUGGAGUCCUUAGUGUGCUUACAGCAGGAGGAGUAUUUGAGUCACUCCACUCUGGUUUCUUGUCCUUUGGCAGUGCUGUUGUGUAGUGGUGACUUUGCAAGUCCCAGUGGUUAUUAUUCCCUCUCAUUUUGUGUACGAUCUUGUGAAUUUCUUUGUUCUUUUCCUCUGCUGGUCCCAGGGACAGCAGCAGCACACGUUAACUUAUAUUUCAGAGCAAAUGAUGUAAACCUCGUUGUGUCUUUGUCCAGAAGUAUAUUGAUGAAUAAAUAUCUGAUUUAAUUGCACAUUCAAUGGAUUCAAUAAAAAGCACAACUCCUUGUGAUGAGCUGGGAGA